Molecule: messenger RNA, 1527 nt
Organism: Sciurus carolinensis (gray squirrel)
Lineage: Eukaryota; Metazoa; Chordata; Mammalia; Rodentia; Sciuridae
Gene: Tmem222
Product: transmembrane protein 222
Exons: 6
Coding region: 34-660 (208 amino acids)
Source: RefSeq, a predicted model, not a curated record
GAGCAGGGCCGGCCGGAGCGGGGCGAGCGUAGCAUGGCGGAAGCGGAAGGGAGUUCUCCGCUCCUGUUGCCGCCGCCACCGCCCCCUCCCGGGAUGGCGGAAGUGGAGGCGCAGACGGCGGCCGAGACGGACAUGAAGCAGUACCACUGCUCCAGCGGCGUCACCAUGGACGUGGAGCGGAGCCGCUUCCCCUACUGCGUGGUAUGGACGCCCAUCCCGGUGCUCACGUGGUUUUUCCCCAUCAUUGGCCACAUGGGCAUCUGCACAUCCACAGGAGUCAUUCGGGACUUUGCUGGCCCUUAUUUUGUCUCGGAAGACAACAUGGCCUUUGGAAAGCCUGCCAAGUACUGGAAGUUGGACCCUGCGCAGGUUUAUGCUAGCGGGCCCAAUGCCUGGGACACAGCUGUGCAUGACGCCUCUGAGGAGUACAAGCACCGCAUGCACAAUCUCUGCUGUGACAACUGCCAUUCACAUGUGGCAUUGGCCCUGAACCUGAUGCGCUACAACAAUAGCACAAACUGGAACAUGGUGACCCUCUGCUUCUUCUGCCUGCUCUAUGGAAAGUAUGUCAGCAUCGGAGCCUUCGUGAAAACCUGGCUGCCCUUCAUCCUCCUCCUUGGCAUCAUCCUGACCGUCAGCCUGGUCUUCAACCUGCGGUGAUAGCUGCCACAUGGCCUCAAGUCCACCGGGCUUCCAAGGAGGAAGCCCCUUUUGGUCCCAGAUUCUUUCUCCUCACCCACAAAGGCAGGAGUAGCCUGCUCUGUUGGACUUGGGGACUGGGAGGGUGGGUCGAAGGGACUAUGAAUGAGCGUAGGGCAGGGUUGUCUGCUUGUUGUGUCUCACUGGCUACUCAGAAGCUCCCUGUCCUGUCCCCUCCCCCUGGACUCGUGGCCCUGCCCUUGAAGCACCCUCUGUGUCCACCUGUUGGGAAGACCCUGCCUGUCCUAGAGCUCCUUUGGCCACAUCCCAGUGCCCAGUGUGGACAGGGACCCACCAGACAAGGCAGCACCAUGACCAGAGGUGGAUUAGGAUCCUGCCCUCUGCCAGUAGCUCUGGUUCCAAGGUGGGUUAGGGUGUGCUAUACCCUGGAGCCUUCCCCUUUGGCCUCUAGAAUGUUCCAGAGGGCUGUUUGGGUCCCUCUUUCAGAUGUCUGUCAGAAACUGCCCUGGGAUGCUGUACCCAUCUCCUGGUGCCCUCCAACCCAUGCAGUCUCCUCUUCCCCCUUCCCAGGACCUCCCAGCACUUGGGCCCAUCUGCCCUGCAGUUUGGGGCCUGGCUAGUGAGGUGAGUGAAGUCGACAUGUGCAGAGGGGCCCCUGGAGACCAGGUGAUGUAGACCCACGCUUGGUCCCCUUGGGGCCAAAGCCAGUGCCAUCAGGGAGCAGGAGACAGGCUGUUUCCUCCCACCUGACUACAGUGCCCCACUUGAAGUUGUCAGAAAAGGCCCUGUGCUGCCACCUCACCCCGCUGCUCCAUGGGCUCCUUUGUGAGGGGCUCCCUGGCAGGACAAUAAAGAGUUUUGAGUCGA